Messenger RNA from Lolium rigidum, 612 nucleotides. RefSeq lists its product as uncharacterized. The transcript is spliced from 3 exons. Bases 92 to 337 code for a protein of 81 amino acids. The record is from RefSeq and is a predicted model, not a curated record. Lineage: Eukaryota; Viridiplantae; Streptophyta; Magnoliopsida; Poales; Poaceae.
CCAUAACGCACAUCGUGCCCUAAACGGCUAAAUCUCCUCCGCCGCCGAAGAGUUGAGCAAGACGAAGAAGAAGCAACAGACAGAUUCACAAAUGGCGGGCGGCGGGCUGUUCGGCGGCGCGGGAGCGUUCUGGGCGACCCGAGCACUGGAGGUGGUGAAGAGGAACGACUCCCCUGGGCUGCUGUGGAAGCGGAUCAAGCUCACCACUACCCGCAAGAACAACGCCAAGAAACGCCUAAAGCGCCUCUGGCAGAACGAAGCAGUUAUAAGAGCUUGUGGUCAAGUAGAAUCAUCAUCGACAUCAAGCACCGCAGCAGCAGCUGGGAAACAACAGUAGUUACCGAAGUCAAUCUGUGACGCGUGGGAAGCUUCUGUCGGUCCCAGAAAUUGGAACAAGUACAUGCAUGUACACAUCCGGUUUCUUCAUCAAAGGGGACAUCAUUGCUUGCCGCCAUGCACUCCCUCGUGCUGACAUCAUGGAAUUUUCGCUAUUUCUUGCUUCUAUGGUUUCAUCACUUGACUGAAACUAGUUCGGCCAUUUACAACGUACUUGGUUUGUGAAAAAAGAACUUGUUUCUGUGAGAAUGCCCUCGAUUUGUUUCCUUUGCUCCA